AUGUCGCGCCUGCUCUUAAUUCAGACUGUCAGAUGGGAGAUGUUUGGGAUCUCCUACUCGAGCUGGUUAUGGGGCAUCAUCCGGAACUCUGCUGGGUUUUAUCUCUCGGGAUUCUCAGGUUAUCUUGCAGCAACCUCUAACAUUUUGUUUGCAGAACUUUCUGCUAUACAUCACGGUCUUAGAAUGGCUUUGGAAGCAGGUAUUGAGGAGUUGGUUUGUUACUCGGACUCUAUGCUCGCCAUUAAACUUGUCACUGAACAGGCUUCUAAUUUCCAUGCCUAUGUUGUUCUAAUUCAAGACAUCAAAGACCUCUUUUCAACAAGAAAUUUCUCCAUCCAUCAUUGUCUAAGAGAAGGGAACCAGUGUGCCGAUUUAUUUGCAAAGCUAGGAGCCACAUCUAAUGAAGAGUUUACUACUUAUGUUACUCCGCCAGAAGACCUCAUUCCUUUGAUCAAGAACGAUGCCAUGGGAACUUAUUUCCCUAGAGCUUAG
Messenger RNA from Medicago truncatula (barrel medic), 492 nucleotides. RefSeq lists its product as uncharacterized. Gene Ontology annotation, molecular function: nucleic acid binding; RNA-DNA hybrid ribonuclease activity. Bases 1 to 492 code for a protein of 163 amino acids. The transcript has 2 exons. Lineage: Eukaryota; Viridiplantae; Streptophyta; Magnoliopsida; Fabales; Fabaceae. The record is from RefSeq and is a predicted model, not a curated record.